AUGGCCUCUGCCGGUCAUCCCCAACAUCUCUACAGAUCCGCCACAGCGCUGGACACGAACGGCCUCAUGCACUCUAACGCUAGCAACACGCAAUACGACCUCAACGGAUCUUCGUCUGGUUUUGUUUCACAGCAAUCGCACGCUCCAUCGCAACCCAUACCUGCAUCCGGGCUCGGAAAUGCUUCGAAUUGGCCCAACCACACCGGAACGACGUGGACCACCUCCGAUCUCAAUCAGCCCACGUCUUCAUCGCUCUCAUCUAUGUACUCCUCAUCCUACCCUUCCGUGCAGCCACCACCAGCCACUUCUAGUCAUAGCCUUCAUCUCCCACAGCACCCACACCUCGCGGCUUCGAACAAUACUAGUUCGUCCUCCUCCUCGCUUGCAGCCGCCUUUCCGGAAUCAUCACAACGAACUUCUGUGACUACGCCACCUACCUCCACGGAUCUUUAUCACUCUGUCACUUCUGCCAUGCACGACACGACGGGCGACGGAAGCAACAAUGGCGGAUUCGCCACCUGGCUGCCUGCCUCCGGUGCCACCCAUGACAGCGGUAUCACACCAUACACAUCUGCUUCCGCUUCCGCCUCCCAGCCGGUAUCCUACAACAACUACGUCCAGCAAAAUAACUCCCUCCUCUCCUACGACAUCGGAGCUCCUCAGUCUUACGCAGGCGGGGGUGGCGGUGGCGCAGGCGGUUCAUAUGCACUUACGGGGUAUUCAUCUCAGCAGAACUCUCACAACCCAUCUUCCACCACUCUGUCCCAUCACACAGACCCCAGCAAACAUUUCCAAUCCUCAUCUUCGCCGCGUUCAUCUCCGGGCGAGUCCUAUAGCUCCCACAAUAACUCGCCACAUUUCCCGCCAGUCGAUUCCAUAUCGUCGGCUUAUCACCACCAUCUCGACAACGCUCUGAGCGGCGCAAACGGAAUCCGUUUGUUGUCGAACAACAAUGGAACCAGUCGCGAUCCGAGUCCCGGUGGGUCAUUGACCGCUCGUUCGGACUCCCGCUCGGGUUCUUCCAGGCUUGGAGACGGAUUGAGUCUUACCAGAUCCGAAUCCCACCUCCGUACCGCCCUCCAACCUCCAUCUUCAUCGAUGCCUGGUGGCACUUUCAAUGACGGGGCUGGCAACGGCUUUUCCACAUCCACUUCUUCGCCGCACCUUUACUCGCGCUCGAAUGGAACCACGCCCCACCCAUCCGCCAUGAACGGCGCUCGCGCUGGGCAUUAUUCUCAGCCUCGCCGCAUGAGCAGCGUGGACCUCACACGGAAUGCCGGUGCUGGGAUGUUCGAUUCCGUCAACUCUUUCCUCCCGUUCGUCGAUGGGCAGCAGACUCAGCGCCCUAACGGGCGCUCUCCGUCCUCGCCUCCUAUCCCACCAUACCCUUCGUACUCCUCGUCCUCGUCGCUGACGGUCCCGUCCUACGUCCACCCCGUCCCAAGCUCCGCUACCGCGUCCCCUUCCGUUCCUUCCCGUCCCAUGCCAUCUCGUAAGACGUCACUCCCCGACGACACCACCGCCCAGCGCAAACAACUCCCCGGCAGACCAGUUCCUAAACGCCGUCGCACGACCGUCGAGAGCAGCAUCAACGAGCACGACCUCGGACCUGCCGUUCUCGCGUUCCGUCUGGAGGCAGCCGAGCCUGCGUCCGAGAGGGACGGCGACAUCAGUGGAUCCGGCCAGAGUGAGGUAGUGGCGGCUGGUAACGGUGGUAGGAACGGGAGAAAGGCGAGGAGUUUGGUCUUGAAGCCGUUGGACGAGCAUGACGACCCGUUCUUGGUGAAGAUCGAGGAUUUGAAGAGGGAGAGCGGAGAGGUUUGGUACCAGGGUAUGAGCCACGAGUUCGCGGCGUUUGGGGAUGUGAUGCGCGUGGACGAAGGGAAGGAAAAGAAGACGAGGGGUAGGAGAGACAAAGACACGGAGAAGGAUAGCAACUCAUCCGACUCGAGCAGCACGACCCUCGAAGCUUACACUACCAACAACAUCAUCGGUCUCUCUUCCUCUCCCGCCCUCUCGUUCUCCACGGCCGCCACAUCGCUCAACGGCGGCGACCACGAUCUCAACCAAAACAUCAACUCUUCUCGUCCUUCCUCGUCUUCUCCCGGUCCUCGUCCCUCGAGCUCCCGAGACCUCGACAGCAAGUCUAACCACAUGCAGAUCCCCGCCCCCGUCGUGUACACCAUGACCGCCGAGGAGGAAGAAGACGCCAACUCGCCCUGGACGAUCAAGCCCAUCGAGGAAUCCCUCGCCUCACGCAACGCCGUCGCCGCCAACUCCGAUCUCAACUCCGGCUCAGGCUCCGGAAAUGGAAGCGGCGAUGGAGGAGCGGGAGGAAACGGCAGUGCUGGCUGGGGGCCACAAGGCCAGAAGAGGGCGAAGAUGCACCCGUCGUUCAAGUGUACCGUCCCUAACUGCACCAAAUCAUUCACGGUCCGCUCGAAUGCCAAACGACACAUGCGCACGCACGGGAUCGGAAACACCCAGGGCCCUACCCAGCCUUCCGCUUCUACAGCUUCUGCCUCUCGUUCUCAACCAGCCGGCGCCGAAGACAUCGAAGUGGACGAACUCUCCUCUUCGACCGCGUCGUAUCCGUUGGGCGGUCUGAACAGCGGUGCAGGACGCGGCCGUGCCUAUUCGUACUCGUCCCAUUCGGCACUGUGUUUCUCUGCCGGUGCCGGGAGACGGAGCACGGGUAAGAGGACUAGGCGGGAGUACGAGAACUACGAUGAAGACGAGGUGGAGGGCGACAGGGGAGAGAAACGCGAUGGGGCCGGGGAGGAUGCUGAGGGACAACUUGAGUUCGUGAACUUCGGGACUGCUGGGUUUGGCGCGAACGGUAGGGGACGGACGAGGCAGUCGGCUGAUGCAGAGAGGGAGGAGUCCAGCGCGGGCGGAAGUCCCUCGAGAGUGUUGAGGAAGAGAAGGUAA
This is a messenger RNA of Stereum hirsutum FP-91666 SS1, 2931 nucleotides long. RefSeq lists its product as uncharacterized. The record is from RefSeq and is a predicted model, not a curated record. The coding region runs from base 1 to 2931 and encodes 976 amino acids. The transcript has 4 exons. Lineage: Eukaryota; Fungi; Basidiomycota; Agaricomycetes; Russulales; Stereaceae.